This is a messenger RNA of Malus domestica (apple), 1924 nucleotides long. RefSeq names its product protein BYPASS1-LIKE-like. Lineage: Eukaryota; Viridiplantae; Streptophyta; Magnoliopsida; Rosales; Rosaceae. The record is from RefSeq and is a predicted model, not a curated record.
CACAUACUUCAAAUUUUCUUAUGCUUUUAUAGUCAAAAUAUAUUUCUGCAUCUUUCGCUCCUGGAUUUUAGGUUUCGAUGGAAGCGUAGCGAGAGGGCUGACUCGGUACGCAAGCACGUCUGUCUGUCUCUCGUUCUUUUGGGUCAAGUGUCUGUCUUCAAUAUUCUUAACAAAAACAUUCCUGAGAGAGUUGGGAGCUGAGCUUCUGAGCCUCCCCUCCAAGCAAAAACAAAGCAUGCCUUCUACGCACAAUUCGGGUUCUUCUUCGCCAUUGACUUCGUUUGGUCGCUCGAUUUGGAGCCGGCGAGAGCCAUUUCAAUCAACAGAAGCUAAUCAGGAGUCCAGUGAGCAGGAAUUAGAGGUUCAAUCUUUUCAAAAACUUGUGACAGAACUGUUUCAUGACUUGUCAGCUGUUGGUGCUGAUGAAUUGCUCUCCAUUGCGUGGAUUCGGAAACUUUUGGAUGUUUUUGUUAGCUGCCAAGACGAAUUCAGGGUUUUAUUGUUGAAAAACAAGGCGCAGGUUUCUAAACCGCCGUUGGAUCAUUGGGCGGAUGAAUACUUAGAUAGGAGCUUGAAGGCACUUGACAUUUGCAAUGCUGCUCGUGAUGGGAUUGACAAGAUUCGUGUGUGGCAUAAGCAUUUAGAGAUCGUUCUGUGUGCCUUGGAGUCUCGCCAGAGGGCAUUCAGUGAGGGCCAGUUCCGUCGAGCAAGAAAGGCUUUGGUGGAUUUGGCAAUUGAAAUGCUUGAUGAGAGAGACUCUGGGUCUGUUUUUUCUCACCGCAACUGGUCUUUUGGGCUUAACAAUAACACAAGAAAGGAUGCUCGCCGUCGCCAACACUCAUCUGGGAGUUCAACUACGCAUUCCCGCUCUAACUCGUGGAGCGUAUCACACUCUUGGUCUGCAGCUAAGCAGCUUCAGUCAAUUGCAAGCAACUUGGUAGCACCUCGUGGAAAUGAGGUUAUUGCAGCAAAUAGGCUUGCAGGCUCUGUUUUCACAAUGAGUUCUGUGCUCACAUUUGUUUUGUCGUCUCUCGUGGCUGCGAUCCCAUGUCAGGAUCGAGGCAUUAGCACUCAUUUUUCAAUCCCACCGCAGUACUCCUGGGGCAUCCCAUUAUCCUCACUUCAUGAACGGAUAAUAGAGGAAUCUAAGAAGCGAGAGCGCCAUAACUCACAUGGGUUGCUGAGGGAGAUUUAUCAUGUCGAGAGAUGUGCACGCCACAUGACAGACUUGAUGGAUCUGGUUCAGUUUCCAUUAACAGAGGAACAGAAAGUGGAAGUCGAGCAAGAACUGCAGGAGUUAGCAUCGAUUUGUGAAAACCUGAAGAAUGGAUUGGAUCCGCUGGAACGCCAAAUUAGGGAAGUAUUCCGUAGGAUAAUGAAUUGCAGAACGGAGGGUCUCGAACUUUUGAGCAGCGCAAACAAUCUGGAGUAAAUUAAAAGAGGUAAGUUUCGACUGAGCAUGAAAUGUACAAAUCCGCGAAUACAUUCGUUGUUUUGCAUAUUUCCAAGUUGCAAGGAGAGAAGUAAAGUGGUCAGCAACAAUACAAAGGGUAAACAAGCGUCGUGAACGAAUCUCUUCGGUUUCUCGAGCAACUAGCAUUUUUUGUUUCCGGGACGUGGGAAAAUGAGGUCUGUAUGUCACAGUUUGGUUGGUAUAUGUUAUGUUCGAAUUAGCAACAUUCUUACAGUUUGGUUGUAACUCUGGAUCUUUUGAUACAUAUAACUAGGGGUGAAAAUUUUUACUAAAUUCCCGUACCAACCGUCCUACCAACCAUACCAUACCAAAUUAUUACCAAAAAUUUGUACCAAUUGGUAAUGGUACGGUAUUUGUACCGUACCAUACUAUUUCGGUACGAUACUGGUAUCCAAAACCAGUAUCGGUGGUAUACUGUACCUACCAAUAUUAUUAUUAUUAUAUUAUGUA